Messenger RNA from Sungouiella intermedia, 843 nucleotides. NCBI's taxonomy places the organism in Eukaryota, Fungi, Ascomycota, Pichiomycetes, Serinales, Metschnikowiaceae. The record is from the annotation of a GenBank genome assembly.
AUGCCAGUAUGUCAAUAUCAGAACCAAUGUCGUCACACUCUUACUAACAUCAAAGUCCAAAAAUUGUACCCAUUGAAGCUUGCUGACAAGUCAUGGGAUAACACUGGAUUGCUCUUGGAUUCAUCAGCCGAGUGCAACGAAACCGAUGCUUGCAACAUUCUCUUGACGAUUGACCUCACUCAAUCCGUCGCUGAUGAAGCCAUUAAGAAGAGAUCCAACUUGAUUCUUGCUUAUCAUCCAUUUAUCUUCAGAGGCUUGAAGCUGAUUACAUCCAAAGAUCCACAGCAGAGGUCUUUGAUCAAGCUCAUCCAAAACAACAUUAGUGUUUAUAGUCCACACACUGCUAUCGACAGUGCAAAAGGAGGAGUCAACGAUUUUUUGGCUGAUGGCAUCACCAAGGUGUACCCAGAAGCUCAGAGGGAAGUGAUCCAACCAGACGCAGAGGAAGAAGGCUGUGGAAUGGGACGUUUGGUUACGCUCAAGGAGCCUGUGCCGCUUUCGAAGUUGGUGGACAACAUCAAGCAGACACUCGGACUCAGCAGUGUCCAAGUUGGACUUGGAAGAAACGAAGGUAAGGAACAGGCCGUAAGCUCCAUUGCAAUCUGUGCUGGAUCUGGCGGAGGAGUUUUCCGUGGAGUAGAUGCUGACUUGUACUAUACUGGAGAGUUGUCGCAUCAUGAGGCGUUGUUCUUCACCGAGUCUGGAUCGUCGGUGAUUGCUUGUAACCAUUCCAAUACCGAGAGAGCGUUUUUGAAGGAGUUGAGAGAACAAUUACUUCGGGAGCUUCCAGACGCAGAGAUUUCCAUUAGUGAGAGUGACAAGGAUCCAUAUGAGACAUGGUAG